AAUUCUAGGUUGAAUAUUUUGUUUCCGUGUUCGUUCUCUUUAGAAUUCUGUGAGAUUUCAUCAGAUAUGGCUGGUAAAAAGAAAAAAUCUUUGGCAAAUAAGCUUGCCAAAAUGUCAGAUGAAGAGAGAGCAAGAUAUCUUCAAAACAGGGCUGAUAUCGAAGAGGAAGCAAAAAGAAGAAAAGAACAAUUGAUUGCAACUUUUCUGAAGAAAAAAAUCAAGAAAGAAGAAGCAUUUUCGAGGUUGAAUCUUGCCAAAAUCAAUCAGAAUUGGCAUCAGAUCUUGCGAAAAGCUAAAUGUCAAGAGAUGAGGAAGAAUGUUGAUCAUAUGAGGGAGUGGAUAGAAAGACUCGUAGCGUACAAAAAUAAUACAAUCCAAAAGUUAUUGAAACAACUGGAGGAAGCUGAAGAAGAAUAUUCAAUCAAUUUUAGAUCGCAUUCAACUCACAUCGAUGAUAUUUUAGAACACCAAAAUCAAUAUGUGGAUCAACUCAAGAAGCAAUAUGAGGAAGAUCGUGAAGCAUUGAUUAUUUGCGCAGAAAGAGAAAAGAAAGUGAUGGAAAAUAAUGCUGAUGCAAAUGAGAAAUAUUUAAAAACAAUUUUGUUCGGACAGGACUCGCAGGCUAAAGGAAUCUUGAGAAAAGAAUAUGAAGGUUACAUGCUGAAAUGCUACGAAGCCGAAUACAAUUUUCAGUCGAAGCUGAACAACCUCAGGAAAUCUCGUGAGGGUAUUAGCGGGGCCAUCUGGAAGCAAAUAGCUGAAACUGUGGAGCAAUAUGUCACUCAAACUGACUUGAGACGCUCACAUCUGGCUGAAUUGAAAAGGUUGGAUUCGGAGGGCGCUGUUGAAAUUUCUAAAAACGAGGAGCGCAUAAAAAAGGAAGAGAUUGCGAUAGAUAACUCAAAAAAAGAAUACGCUAUUGUGCAACAUGCUCAGGAAGGUAAAAUCAAUUACCUUGAACUUCAACUGAAAAUCCUGAACAAGCAUUUCUUGAACAUUCGCAGAAAUCUUCAGUUGGAUCUUCAAACCGAUGAGAAACAGAUGAAACUCCUCACCGAUAUAUCUGCCAAAUCAUUGAAAUAUUUAGAAAAUUUGAACCAGAAAGGACAACACAUCACCAACCUAGCUGAAACUUGUAAAAAGUUUGAAACUGAUAGGGAAAAACUUGUUAAGUGGAUACCAAAAACACGCGAGUUUCUAAAUAGUGGAGAGGAAAGUUCGUCUGAAAUGGAAUCUGAGGGCAUAAAAAAAACGAUGCCGGAAAUAUCUGUUGAUGGUUCAAAAGUCUUUGAAGAUCACUCAAGUAACAUACCGGAUUAUGCCAAAUUAAAAUCAUAUUCAAGAUCUGCUCCAUCAGAAGAUCGCCAAAGGCCCAAAACGUCAAUUCCUGAGAGGAUUCUAUCGCCGCAGAAGACAAUUCCAAAUACUCCAACUCCGGAACCUAACAAUGUGACAACUAUUCAAAAUAUCGUGUUACAAGCAAAACCUCAUUCCAAAAGCUCAUCGCCAUCAUCGUCCAAUUCUUCUGUAUCUCUUGAAGACAAAUCAAAGAGCAUUUUGGAACGGUGUUUUGAAUCAUUGAAAGACUUGGAAGGUUUCUGGAUUUCCUAUAAUAAAGUAGAAGUCGACUUUCUGGAAAUUAAAGACGAAAAGAAGCUUCUCGAGAAGGAAAAUAAACAAUUGAGGGGCAUGAUUAGAGCAGUCUUAGAAGCAGCAGCUCUUUCAAAGUCGUUUCCCAAUAGUAAAGUUUCCACUAGACUACCUUCUAGGCGAAGAAGUAUAUAUUCUGCUCCUUUGAGACGAAUAAUUUUUUAAUUGAUUUAUCAGUUAUGGUUUUUCACCGUGAAGGAACGGCUACAUGGAAUGACUUACACUACCGAGGCUAAUGCUAGCUUAUAGAAGUAUGAGACAAGUCUUGUUUUCUAAUUGAGAACGUUUUUUCUCUCGCAUCAAAUUUUUUUAUAAUAUUAAGGUAUAAUCUGGUUGUA
Messenger RNA from Leptinotarsa decemlineata (Colorado potato beetle), 1988 nucleotides. RefSeq names its product dynein regulatory complex subunit 2. Gene Ontology annotation, biological process: regulation of cilium movement; cilium-dependent cell motility; axonemal dynein complex assembly. Gene Ontology annotation, cellular component: axonemal dynein complex; axoneme. Lineage: Eukaryota; Metazoa; Arthropoda; Insecta; Coleoptera; Chrysomelidae. The record is from RefSeq and is a predicted model, not a curated record.